Molecule: messenger RNA, 1374 nt
Organism: Nomascus leucogenys (northern white-cheeked gibbon)
Lineage: Eukaryota; Metazoa; Chordata; Mammalia; Primates; Hylobatidae
Gene: CCDC42
Product: coiled-coil domain containing 42
Biological process (GO): spermatid development
Source: RefSeq, a predicted model, not a curated record
GUUGCUAGGUAACCACAUCUCCCAUCACUGCCCCAGCACAUCGUCCUGAGCCGCCCAUCCUGUCUCCAGCCUCCUUCUGUGGAGUCGCAAACACCAUCAUCUGUGGGACCCUGAAGGCCAAAGGGAGAAACAAGAGCACAGCCACCACCCCUGAGCCACCUGUGGCUCUGCUACCCACAAUUUCACUGUGAAGAGUCAGCUGCCUGGGCCGUGAGGUCACUGCCACCAUGAGUCUGGGCAUCAUGGAAGAGGAAGACCUGGCCGAGUACUUCCGGCUGCAGUAUGGGGAGCGGCUGCUGCAGAUGCUCCAGAAACUCCCCAAUGUUGAGGGGGCGUCGGAGUCCCCAUCCAUCCGGCUACUGGAGAAGAAAAAGGAGAUGAAAAUGAUGCAUCAAACUAUGAUGCAGAAGAAGAAGAUGUUUCAGCGCAGAAUGGAAACCCUGAACCUGCGCUGGGAAGAACUGGGCGUUAAGGAAGCCCAGCUGAAGGCUCACAUCCAGAAGUUUGAGCAGUUCAUCCAGGAGAACGACCAGAAACGGAUCCGCGCCAUGAAGAAAGCCAACAAGGAGCGAGAGCUAAAGCGCCAGCACAUGCAGGAGCUGACCAAGGGCAAGCAGGAGGUGGCGGCGCUGCGGCUGGAGCACCAGCGGCUGAGCGCCAAGCUGAAGGACUACUCCAUCUUCAGCAAAUACCUAGAGAAGGUGGUGGAGAACUCCGAGUUCGAGGAGAUCCAUGAGGUGAUUGCGCGCUACAAGACGCUGGUGAGCAUGCACCACGACCUCAUGCAGUCUGCACAGGAGGGCCAGGAGAAGAUUGAGCGCGCCAAGGCCCGGCUGGCGCGCUACAUGGAGGAAAAGGAUGAUGAGAUCCUGCAGCAAAACAAUGAGCUGGCAAGGCUGCAGAUGCGCUUCGACCGUGCCCGCAGCAAUGUCAUCAUCUGGGAAUCUCGCUGGGCACACAUCCAGAACACCGCAGCCAAGAAGACCCUUCUGCUGGGCACCAUUAAGAUGGCCACGCUGAACCUCUUCCAGAUCGUGAGCAAGCAGCUGAAGGAGGUGACCGAGGUGGCACUGGAGGACACCCACAAGCAGCUGGACAUGAUCCAGCAAUUUAUCCAAGACCUAUCGGACAUCUGGGCAGAGGUGAAAAAGAAGGAACAACAGCAAGUCCGGAUUUAAGGAGGCUGCCUUGUUCCAGAACGUCCUGAGACAGAGGUCAUAAAAGAAGAAGUCGUGAGCCUGCGGUCCAGUCAGUCUAGCUCGGGACUGAUGCCCGCUGUGCCUUCCUGCUGAGGGACACCUGCUUAUUUUCCCACUUGGGCCUCAUUCUAUCCCUGAAAACAGUGAAUGUUCUAAGAAGUUUGUUCUCAAGUUC